This is a messenger RNA of Rotaria sp. Silwood1, 285 nucleotides long. The record is from the annotation of a GenBank genome assembly. Lineage: Eukaryota; Metazoa; Rotifera; Eurotatoria; Philodinida; Philodinidae.
AUGCAAAAUAUUAAUCUUAAUCUUGAUUAUCUUCAAGAAGAAAAAAUCAAGGUUAUGGCUCAUCCACAAUAUUCACCUGAUCUUGCUCCUUCAGACUUUUGGUUGUUCAAUCGUCUGAAACGUAGUCUUGAUACAUAUCCAGUUUCAACAAGUUUAGCUACGGCAACAACCAAGGAGCUUAAUUCAAUACCUAUUGACGAAUAUCAAAAGACAUUUCAGAAAUGCAUUGAAAGGAUGAAAUUUUGUAUUGAACAUCGUAGGGACUGCUUCGAACAUUUACUGUAA